UCAAUAUUUCACAUUUGAACUUAUAACAGACUUUGCUGAAAUGGGAAGCAGGAAUUCUUUCCUAGUUUGGCUUCUUCUUGUAGGGCUCACCUGUAGCUGCCUAGUUGUUACCUGCCAUGGCACGUCCCAGCAAGAUCGAAAGGUGUAUAUUGUAUACAUGGGGGACCGUCCAAAGGCUGAAUUUUCUCCAUCAGCACUUCAUCUCACUAUGUUAAAACAAGUUGUUGGCAGUGGGGCACAAGAUUAUUUACUCCACAGCUACCACAGGAGCUUCAAUGGUUUUGUUGCUAAGCUAACCGAAGAGGAGAAGCAGAAAAUGGCUGGGAUGAAAGGUGUAGUGUCUGUGUUCCCUAAUCAAAAGAACAAACUCCUGACAACAAGGUCCUGGGACUUCAUGGGCUUCCCCAUGAAUGUUACCAGAUCAACUACUGAAAGCGACAUAAUCAUUGGAAUGCUUGACACUGGAAUUUGGCCAGAGUCUGAAAGUUUUAAUGAUGAAGGAUUUGGUCCACCUCCAGUAAAAUGGAAGGGCAUUUGCCAAGAACCCUCCAAUUUCACCUGCAACAACAAAGUAAUUGGUGCUCGAUAUUACCACAGCCAAGGGAAAGUAGAUCCUGGAGAAAUCCCUUCCCCUCGAGAUUCAGAAGGCCAUGGAACUCAUACUGCAUCGACAGCAGCAGGGCACGUAGUAAGCAAGGCGAGCCUACUAGGCCUUGGAUCAGGCACUGCUCGAGGAGGCGUUCCUUCUGCUCGAAUUGCUGUGUACAAGAUAUGUUGGUUUAUUGGCUGUUGGGAUGCUGACAUUCUUGCUGCAUUUGAUGAUGCUAUUGCUGACGGAGUUGAUAUAAUAUCUCUAUCAGCUGGAGGGUGGCCUAGAGACUAUUUUGAGGAUGCAAUCGCAAUUGGAGCUUUCCAUGCAAUGAAGAAUGGGAUACUCACAUCCAAUGCUGCUGGUAAUGAAGGCCCUUCUAGGAAAUCAGUGUCAAAUUGCUCUCCUUGGUCUCUUUCUGUUGCUGCUAGCACCAUUGACAGAAAGUUUGUCACCCAGGUGAAAUUAGGCAAUGGAGCAAUUUAUGAGGGAGUUUCCGUGAAUACUUUUGACCUUGGAAAUUUCACGUAUCCAAUCAUCCGUGGUGGGGGCAAAUCAGACGGGUACUGCAGCAUAGACACCUUGAACACGACUUCUGCUAGAGGGAAAAUAGUUGUUUGUGAUGGUUUCAGUGAAGAAGAUGCAGUGUCUUUUGGUGUAGCUGGAGUAGUAACGGAAAAUGAUAAUAUCAAAGAUGCGGCCUCCACUUACGCUUUACCAGAGUCAUCAAUAAGCUAUAGCAAUGGAACAGAUAUCGUGAAGUACUUGAACUCGACUAGGAAACCAACUGCUACAAUAUUGAAGAGUAUUGAGUAUAAGGAUAAAUUAGCCCCAUACGUAGUCUCAUUUUCCUCGAGGGGACCUAAUCCAAUAACAAGUGACAUUCUCAAGCCAGACCUUACAGCCCCUGGAGCGGACAUUUUAGCAGCAUGGUCAGAAGCUACUACUGUGACAGGAGUACCAGGGGACAAAAGGGUAGUUGCAUACAACAUAGUCUCUGGUACAUCCAUGUCUUGCCCUCAUGCAUCUGGUGCAGCUGCUUAUGUCAAGUCAUUUCACCCAAAAUGGUCUCCUGCUGCCAUCAAGUCUGCUAUAAUGACAACAGCUUAUCCCAUGAGUGCUGCUGCUAAUAAAGAGGCAGAGUUUGCUUACGGAUCAGGUCAUAUAAAUCCUGUAAAGGCCAUUGACCCUGGAUUGUUAUAUGAUGCCGAAGAGAUUGAUUAUGUCAAAUUUUUGUGCGGACAGGGGUACAAUGCUACCCAACUUAAGCUUGUAACAGGGGACAACAGUGCAUGUUCUGAAAAAACAAAUGGAACAGUGUGGGAUCUAAACUACCCUUCUUUCGCUCUAUCUACCCUAUAUGGGAAAUCUGUAACUCGCGUCUUUCACAGAACUGUCACAAAUGUUGGGUCGUCGUCAUCUAGUUACAAGGCAAUUAUAAAAGCUCCAUCAGCUCUUAGUAUCAAAGUUGAACCAAGUGUUCUUUCUUUCAAGUCUCUUAGAGAAAAGCAAUCCUUUGUUGUGACCGUUGAAGUUACCCCAAGUGAAUCUGCAAACUCCUACUCUGGUGCUUUGAUUUGGGAUGAUGGGGUGCAUCAAGUGAGAAGUCCCAUUAUAGGAUUUGUUACCAAUCCUAAGAAAUAGUUUGGAAUUUGCAAUUUGAUUACUUUUU
This is a messenger RNA of Hevea brasiliensis (rubber tree), 2261 nucleotides long. Its product is annotated as cucumisin-like. NCBI's taxonomy places the organism in Eukaryota, Viridiplantae, Streptophyta, Magnoliopsida, Malpighiales, Euphorbiaceae. Gene Ontology annotation, biological process: proteolysis. Gene Ontology annotation, molecular function: serine-type endopeptidase activity. The transcript is spliced from 10 exons. The record is from RefSeq and is a predicted model, not a curated record. Bases 41 to 2233 code for a protein of 730 amino acids.